CAGGACGCUCAAAAGCAGCCCGUUAAGCUCGCCCGUGUCAUCAAAGUUCUUGGCCGCACCGGUUCGCGUGGUGGUGUGACUCAGGUCCGCGUCGAGUUCAUGGACGAUACCGCUCGCAGCAUCAUCCGUAACGUCAAGGGUCCCGUCCGCGAGAACGACAUUCUCUGCCUCUUGGAAUCCGAACGUGAAGCCCGC
Zychaea mexicana is the source of this 195-nucleotide messenger RNA. RefSeq names its product ribosomal protein S28e. The annotation marks the transcript as partial. The transcript has a single exon. NCBI's taxonomy places the organism in Eukaryota, Fungi, Mucoromycota, Mucoromycetes, Mucorales, Lichtheimiaceae. Gene Ontology annotation, molecular function: structural constituent of ribosome. Gene Ontology annotation, cellular component: cytosolic small ribosomal subunit; ribosome. The record is from RefSeq and is a predicted model, not a curated record. Gene Ontology annotation, biological process: maturation of SSU-rRNA; ribosomal small subunit assembly; translation.